AUGCGCCUUUUGAAGCGACUUUAUCUCGAUGACCUUUUCGUUUCUUUGGCUGCUCUGUGUCUGAUCGGAGAUUUGGCGAUCCAGCAUUAUAUGUUCAACCAGGGCAUGUCUGAAAUGGAGAAUGCAAGCGUGGAUGAGAUGAUUAAUAUGGCGAAGAUGAUCAUCCCAGGGUCCACAUUAUAUGUGACUUCGCUGUGGCUGAUCAAGUCUAGCAUGGUGAUCUUCUAUAAGCGGCUUGCAGAUCGCACUCGGUAUCAGAUUGUCUAUAACAUCGCGCUUGGAUUCCUAGCUGCCACAUGGCUGGUGCUAUUUUUCGAUAUCGUCUUCAAGUGUUAUCCGCCUCGGCGACAGUGGCAAGGAAUUACAGAUGCUGAAUUAACAUGUCCCGCAGGACCGUCUACGGUCAACUACUGGCUCACGAUUCUCUUCAACAUCUUCAGCGAUGUUCUCAUUAUCUGUCUCCCUAUUUUCCAAGUGAUGCGACUCAAGAUGCCUAAGAAACAAAAGUGGGGCGUCAUCUCCGUCUUCCUCUUAGGUGGCCUCGUAGUGAUCGCCAGCAUUAUCCGUGCAAUCUACUCCUACCGCAACGAACAAAUGAUCACCUGUACCGUUUCCAUGAUCGAAACCGCUAUCGCCAUCAUCGCAUCUUGUCUCCCCGUCCUUCGCACACUGGUAUUCGGCUCACACUCACGCACCGGAACCUAUAGUGGCCCCCGCGGCUACGAGCUCUCGCAUUCUGGUGGACAUACCGGCACAGAUACUGGCAAGCACAACGCCUCUGUUUCUGUUUCUGCAACACGGAGUGGUGUCGAUCGCAGUGCAGACGAUCUUUCGUUUCAUGAUUCUGAGGAUGGGUUGGUGAAUGAUCCGGCAUCGGUUUCGAGGCCUGGAAUUGCUGUUACACAUGAGUAUUUUGUGCAUGAGGAUACGCGGACAUUUUGA
Penicillium angulare is the source of this 942-nucleotide messenger RNA. RefSeq lists its product as uncharacterized. The coding region runs from base 1 to 942 and encodes 313 amino acids. Lineage: Eukaryota; Fungi; Ascomycota; Eurotiomycetes; Eurotiales; Aspergillaceae. The record is from RefSeq and is a predicted model, not a curated record. The transcript is spliced from 7 exons.